CGAAUGUUAUCAUUCCAUUGAAUGGACGUUAUCACGUGAAAAUAGGUCCAUAUAAAUGGUUUAGUAUGUACCUACUGUGCCUACUAGAAGGUGCGAUAUGUUGUUGUUAGCCAUUUCUAUCGUUGUUAGAGCCAUUGCAAUUGUCCAUUAGGCACCUUAUGUGCCUACUGAAAGGUUUAGUAUGCUGUUGUUAUCCAUUCUAAUCGUUCAUCGCUCAGGCCAAUAAGGAACCAGCUACAACGUAGGUGUGCGAAGGACAGGCCAAUAAGGAGCCAACUACAAAGUGGGUGUGCGAAGGACCAGUGAAAUGCCAGCAUUCGCGGAUCCGCGGGCAUCAUUCUGUCCCAGCGUUUGACCAGUACACAUUGAGUCCGAAUUGUAAGAGCCAGCUUCUUCUUCCCAUUUCAAGAUAUGGGAAAAGCCUUGCGGUUCAGGAAAUCGAAGAUACACCUGUUCAAGAAGCGCCCUGGUGCUCGUGCACAGAAGGUCUACGUAGGUGAUAUUCUUUCGAGUGUGGGCACUUUCCAUCCAUCAAGAGAUCAGGAUGAGCCUCCCGAAAUAGCUGAGAGCAGUAACUUAUGUUCUGAGACUGCAUACACAAAGGCUAAAAGGAGAGAAAUAAGUGCCUGGGAUCUAGUCAAGGAUGAUAUUUUGAAGGUGUCAUUUGCAUGUUCAGCACCAAUCACAGGUCUCUGCAUUGUCUGUCAAGACCAUGGAGACUACAGAUGCUUGGACUGUGGUCCCACCACAGUUUUUUGCGAGGCUUGUUUAAAAAAGUCACACAGGAAUUUGCUGCACCUUCCCGACAAGUGGAAUAAGGCCUAUUAUGAACCCCUUUCAAGUGGUUUACAAUUAAUUUUACCUGAAGGGCAUGAAAACCAUAAUGUUUAUAAAAGGGAAAUGAGAGUUGUUGUCAAUUCAGGGAGACUUUGCAACAUCUGUGUCAAUCUCUGCAAUUGUGAACCUGAAGUCUGCACCUUAGUAAGAUAUGGACUAUGGCCAGCAUCUGCAGAGAAGCCCCAGACAGCCUUCUCUAUUUCUCUUUUAGAACUUUUUAUUUUUUUAUCUUUGGAGUGUCAGGUAUCAGUUGAUGGCUUUUGUAACACCCUGCGCUGGAAAAACAGCCUCACCCUUGCAGAGGUGAAUAUGUUGUACAGAGCUUUGGUAGGUGAAUCCAUAUCCUAUUUUAGGCACCACUGCUUUCGACUUAGAACUUUGGUUGAUCUCUGCCCUCAAUUGAAUGAUGGAGGCACAUGUCCUGCUUGCCCAAAGCAAGAUGGAAAUAUGAUCGUAACACUUGAUGGGAACUUUGGACUUGUACGAAAACAAAGUUCAGGGGCAAGCAUAGAUAAACCAUUUCAUGGAAACCGUAUGUUUAUUGGUGAUGGUAGAAUAGAGGAAUACCUUUCGUCACAUCCCGAAAAUUCCAAACCUAAUGAGGAUUGCAGUAACUUUAAGGCUGGAAACCUCCUGAGGUCAGGAAAGCAAACAAAGAAGCUUGAUGUUACCGGUGUAUUCGGGGCCUCUUGUCGUCAUGAAAUUCCUCUUAUGUUUGUCAACAUGAGCCAGGGAGAACGGUUAGCCUAUCCCCUCUACAUCAUCGAGGAGUUGCUCCAAAAAUGCAACACAAAGAACAUACACCUGCGAGUAGUCUAUGACAUUGCAUGUGUUCUUGCCUCCCAUAUGCAGAAAUCCAACCAAGGCAUACCACACAACCUGUCUCUGGCUGUACCAGCAUUUCAUGUUUAUGGUCAUAAACUGCAGUGCCAGAUUAUGUAUAGCACCAGGAGGCUUGAUGGAUUUGGGCUUACUGAUGGUGAAGGAAUGGAAAGACUGUGGUCAUUCCUUAGAAGGUUUGCAAGAAUCACAAAGGAAAUGACUCCAUCUCAUCGGAUGGAUCUGCUUACAGAUGCCCUCCUUCAUUAUGGAUGGAGAAAAGCUACUGACUUAGAUAUGCAGCUUCUGCUGAGAGUUGAAAAGGCAGAGAAGAUGACCGUUGUUGCCAAAGAUGAGAUCUCCAUGAUCAUCAGAGAGGCACCGGUGCCGGUCUCUGAGCAAGACAUGGAGAGAUGGAAGAAAACUGAGGCAGAGCUCGUCCGACAGAAACCAAAACCUAAAAAUACUGUGCCAAGAUGGAGAAAGGAAUAUGUCAUCAAGCUGAUUCAGUACAACAUGCUCAAUAGGUCUGAGGCUGAAGAGUCAUUUGCAGAUAUAGCAGAAUUUGAGAAAACCUUGCUGAAUUGGGAGGAGAAGUACUGCAUAGGGAAAAGGUGGCAUGAACGUGAUGUGAUCUUUCAGUCUACCCUGAAAGAUGUUGACUGUGACAUCAGAAGACAAUUACUGUUCAAAGCUAGAACUGAAGCAAGAGAGAGAGCUGUCCUCUUACAGCUCAAAAGAAAAUAUCCAGAUGGCCAGGGCAUUGCCAUUAGACUUUCCAAGCAAGUUGCAAACACCAACAAGAGACUCAAGCAGACACUAAGCCAGUACAACAACAUUCUCUGGCCACCAAAGACUGAUGUCUUCCCUGCAACCAUGAGUUUUCAGGACAUAUGUGACCCAUCUUGGCCUGUCUAUUCCCUCCUGGAUGAAACCAUUGGAGAUGGUGAUGAUUCUGUUCCUAGAUGUUUAAAACGACGUGGGAUCGAUGCAGUAUACAUGAAGGCCCGGGCUGCUGAAGAAAAGGUCUUGGUCCAUCAAGAAAUGAAAUGUGUAAUUGAUCACCUUCAUCAGCAACAUGCUUUUCUCCAUUCUGCUAUCAUUUCAACAAACGAGCCUGGUGCGAAAGCUGCAUUAAUCCAACGCAUCAUACAGCUGGAAAGAAGAUUACAUUGUGCCACACAUGCGUUUCAUCAUCAUGUACCACAUAUUCCUUCUGCUCCAUGCAAUUACAUAACUCCAGGUGGACUCCACCACACUGUGCCACUGCAUGAAAUAGAAACACUUGAUGGUGAUGAGGAUGAGGAAGAGGAUGAGGAUGAUGACUGACUACAAUGGCACUAAUGUUGACACUGAAAAGACUAUAAAUGGGUUAUUCUUGCGUUUCACCAACUGAACCCUCCACCCCACACUGAUCAUACAGAACAUUGUGUAUUUUUACAAAUCUGUAUCUAUUUCUCUGCAUACUUUAUGCUCUUUUCAAUGGUCAGGACCCCAUAGGAUAGACCACCACAGAACAGCUGAUACUAUUUGUGUGGCUUGUCACUUGGAUGGAUGGAUGGAUAGAUGGAUAGAUAGAUAGAGCAUAUGCUGUUUUGAUGAUUAGUAUAAAAGGUUGUUUUUAUCAAAUUCUGAUGCAUUACAUAUCCAAAAUGUCAUUCUUUAUGCACACCACUUUAAAUUGUACAUAUAAAUAGGAGCAAUGCAAUGUAUUAAAUAAUUUUGUGCAAUUCCAACUACUGUAUAUUGAAAUAAACUGAUGUUCUUAGCUUUUGUCA
This is a messenger RNA of Astyanax mexicanus (Mexican tetra), 3434 nucleotides long. RefSeq lists its product as uncharacterized. The record is from RefSeq and is a predicted model, not a curated record. Bases 412 to 2985 code for a protein of 857 amino acids. NCBI's taxonomy places the organism in Eukaryota, Metazoa, Chordata, Actinopteri, Characiformes, Acestrorhamphidae. The transcript has 18 exons.